Molecule: messenger RNA, 4233 nt
Organism: Spodoptera littoralis (African cotton leafworm)
Lineage: Eukaryota; Metazoa; Arthropoda; Insecta; Lepidoptera; Noctuidae
Source: the annotation of a GenBank genome assembly
GGCACAUUUUUGAGUUGAUUUUUGCUCGAUUUGGCAUUCGUAAGAUUAAAAUGUUAAGAGUAAUAAAUCAAAUAAUACUUAUCCAAAUAACGAUAUCAAAGUAAAAUGAUCAUUUUUUUAGGAGACAAACAGUAUUUUUGUAUUGUUAUUAAUGCGAAUAAAGCAUACAAAAUUCAAAUAGUAAAAAUACAAACAAAAUUGCACUUCCUAUUUUAUUUACUAUUAACACCUUUGAAAAAUGCCUAGGAAUUUAACGAUGUCGAUAACAAAAUCCUAAAUAUUGGACAUGGACUUUUAUUUUUAGUCGCAGUAAAAAAUGAAAUGAAAUUGAUUGAUUUGAGUUAAUUUUUACGAGUAGCAACACUGCAGUGUACCGAGUAAAAUGUCUGCUACGAAAGGAUCGAAAAAUAAUUUAAACAAAAUGAUUCAGUAGCCAUAGCUAAAAUCAAUUAAAGAUAACGGAAUAUUCAGAUGCCGCAGAAAUUACAAUGGAACACAUUUGUGAGACAGACAAAACAAUAAGCUGCAUGCCUUAAAUUGUUUUUAAAAAAAGUAGAUUUUUUACAUGAAUCUCGUAGGACAUAGUGAUAGUGUAAUAUGAAGUGAUUUAUCCCAGUGCUGACAUUUAGUGAGUGAUAGAUGGUUGACGGUCUAAACGGUGCCAACAUGUCUGAUGAUGAGGAUUCUUCACCUGAUCGGGCGCUGGGACCCACCAACAAUGUACCAGUGCUGGGCAUCAAACGUCUCAAACAGAUCGAGACGAUGUUCAUAUCCCGACGGCUUCAGGCUCCAAGGACCCAUGGUCUUAGCGUGGAGACCCUGGUCGAUAUGUUGCUGGUCCUAUACGACGAAUGCUGUAACAGCAGCCUUCGGAGGGAGAAGGCGGUAGCCGAUUUCAUAUCUUAUGUAAAACCAGUGGCGACGGCGCUGAAGAGACUACGGUUGUCCCGAGAUGACUUCGAGCUGGUGAAGGUGAUUGGACGUGGCGCCUUCGGAGAAGUUUGCGUCGUCAGAGCCUCGUUUAUGCAGGGCACUGAUGGCGGUAACCUAACCACUUCGACUACGGGGACCACGGGCACUGGAGAACGUGUGUACGCCAUGAAAAUACUCAACAAAUGGGAGAUGCUCAAGAGGGCGGAGACGGCGUGUUUCCAAGAGGAGCGCGAUGUCCUCGUGUUUGGUGACAGGCGGUGGAUCACAAACUUACAUUACGCCUUCCAGGAUGAACACAACUUGUACCUGGUAAUGGACUACUACUGCGGCGGCGACUUGCUGACGUUACUAUCGAAGUUCGAGGAUCGUCUCCCUGAGGACAUGGCCAAGUUCUACAUCGCUGAAAUGGUGCUAGCCAUACAGAGCGUGCACGAACUUAGAUAUGUUCAUAGGGAUAUAAAACCGGAUAACGUAUUACUAGACGCGAGCGGUCACAUUCGUCUAGCAGACUUCGGUUCCUGUCUCCGGCUUGGAGAAGAUGGCAAGGUGCAGAGCAAUGUGGCAGUCGGCACACCUGAUUAUAUCUCGCCGGAGAUAUUACGGGCUAUGGAAGAUGGUCAGGGAAGGUACGGGCCGGAGUGUGAUUGGUGGUCGUUGGGUGUAUGUAUGUACGAGAUGUUGUUUGGCGAGACCCCGUUCUACGCGGAGUCUCUAGUGGAGACGUACGGCAAGAUCAUGAACCACGCGCGCUCCUUCCACUGCCCACCUCCUGAUGAUCAUGCUGCACAGGUUUCAGAAGAGGCGAAGGAUUUAAUCCGCAGACUGAUUUGCUCUUCCGAGAAUAGAUUAGGAAAAAAUGGACUGCAAGACUUUAAGAAUCACCCAUGGUUCGCGAACCUGGACUGGGAGAAUCUCCGCGAGAUGCAAGCACCGUUUGUACCGGACGUGUCCAGUCCCACCGAUACUUCUAACUUCGAUGUCGAUGACACUGAUAUCAGGUUGUCGGAGGCAGUCCCCCCGCCGUGCGCGUCGUCCGCGUUCUCGGGGCUGCACCUGCCCUUCGUGGGCUUCACCUUCACGGCCGGCUCGCGACUGUCCGACCUCGGCGCGCCCGCCAGCCCGCUCAGUCCUGCCAAGAAUGCUCCUAGUCAGGCACCAAGUAACGCGGGCGAUCGUGCGGCGCUAAAAGCUUUAGAGCGAGAGAACGCGUUGUUAGCUCAGACCAUCGCAGAACUAAGAGCCGGGGGCGCUGCGCCAGAGGGCGCUAGUGAAGAUUUAAUACAACUGAAAGAAGAAUUGGCGACGUUAUCGAAGAGGAAUGCUGAUUUAGAGGCUCAAGUUAGAUGUUAUGAACAAUUAAAUACUGGCAUUAGUACGCAGGAUAUGCCAGCGACCCCACAAGAGAUGGCGACACGUAUCCGUGAGAUGGAAGUCAUCAUCCAAGCUCUGAACAUGGAGAAGGAGGAACUAUUGAAGGACAAAACUGAUUCCGCUGAGAAACUUAGGCUGCAGGACAAAGAGCUAAAGGACGCACUAUCACAACGUAAGCUUGCGAUGACGGAGUACAACGAGGUCACUGAACGACUAUCUGAACUCAGGCAACAGAAACAGAAGCUCUCGCGGCAGGUCCGCGACAAAGAAGAAGAGUUAGAAGUGGCGAUGCAGAAGAUAGAUGCGUUGCGCCAGGACAUACGGCGCGCUGAGAAGGGACGCAGGGAACUCGAGGCUAGACUCGACACUGCUAUCUCUGAGGCUACCAAGGAGCGCAAGUUACGCGAGGAGUCAGUCCGCAGCGCGCGCGUGGACAGCGCCGCGCCGCCCGCCUCCGCCGCCGCCGACGUCGCCCGCCUGCAGGCUGAGGUCGACACUCUCGAGCUACAAUACAAGGAAUCGCUAGCGCAGCAACAGGCGCGGUUCCAGGCGGAGUUGGCCGCGCUCAAUGACCAACUGCAGGAGGGAGACGCAUUGCGCAAUGUUCUCAAUAGAGAGUUGCAAACAUCGAAGGAGAAGUUAGAAAGUCGUCGGCUGGAGCAGUUGUCAGAUAGUGAAGACAAACAGAUGCUUAUGAACGAAAACCGGAAGCUCGCCAAGGACCUCGACGCUGUGAAUAGCAAAUUGGCAGAAAACGGUAGAAGAUGGCAGGCAGAACGAAGACAGAUGGAGAUAGAGUUGGAAGAGUUGAGAGCUAAAAGAGAUACCAUGCAGCAUUGGGAGACACAGGUCAGUGAUAUAGCCGACAUAAUCCGAUGGGUGGCUGAUGAGAAGGAGGCCCGAGGCUACCUACAGGCCCUCGCUACUAAGAUGACUGAAGAAUUGGAGUAUCUUAAACAUGCGAGCGCCUCUCGUUCCUCGCUAGUAGUAGCGUCGUCCCCUCCGUCGGGCGGGAAUGAAGCGCGCGGCACUGGCGGCUGGAGGAACCGACGCUCGCAGAAACUGGACAAGAUGGAGAUACUAACGCUACAGUCCUCGCUGCACUCUGAGAUACAGGCCAAGCAGGCUGUAGGGGAGGAAUUGUCUAGAACUCGGGCUGAACUGCUUGCUAGUCAAAGAGAACUACUAGAAACCCGACAACGAUUGGACUCCCUUGCGCACGAUAUGAAGCGCAAGGAGCAACAUAUACGCGACAUGCAAGCGAGGCUCGACGCGCCGCACCAACCCGGUAACUCCUCCAGGCAAGGAUCGGCGAAAUCUUCAAGUUACUGGAGUGGCAAAGAAGAGAAUGUCUUGGAUCGACCACCGUCACAGAUGAGCUACUUAGACCAAUUCCUCAAGGAAGCGCCCACGGAACGGCACUACGAUAACGUGGCUACUAUUAACGAGCAAAAGAUGUCGCCGCAGUACCGAUACAGGAACCAACAUUGUUGUAAUGCGAAGUUAAUGUACGGCUCCCAACAAUCGGCCGCGUUGAGUGGGUCGGUGGAACUACAGGACGAAUUGGAAGGGCCUCGGGCGUCCUCACCGGCCUCCAGCAAGAGCUCCCCUAGUGAAAUAUCUACAGUUAGUAUGGAUCCUUCGCUGGGCCCCACGGUGCCAGGCAAACAGAAGGUCCAUCAGUUCUUGGUGAGGACGUUCAGCAGUCCUACCAAGUGCAACCAUUGUACGUCGCUCAUGAUGGGGCUGACGCGGCAGGGCGUGGUGUGCGAGACGUGCGGGCUGGCGGUCCACACGUGGUGCUGCGCGCGCGUCGCGCCGCGCUGUCCGCUGCCCGCCGCCGCCGGCCGCCGCCCGCUCGGCAUCGACCCCGCGCGCGGACAGGGCACCGCCUACGAGGGAUACGUCAAGGUACGCUACACCACGUAA